This is a messenger RNA of Xylaria bambusicola, 2008 nucleotides long. RefSeq names its product very-long-chain acyl-CoA dehydrogenase. The coding region runs from base 1 to 1878 and encodes 625 amino acids. The record is from RefSeq and is a predicted model, not a curated record. Gene Ontology annotation, molecular function: oxidoreductase activity, acting on the CH-CH group of donors. The transcript has 3 exons. NCBI's taxonomy places the organism in Eukaryota, Fungi, Ascomycota, Sordariomycetes, Xylariales, Xylariaceae.
AUGGAACCAGCAAGUGCUAACCGCGGCUUUUUCCAGGUCCAACCAACGUUGAAGAAUCAGUUUCUUCAUGAUCCAAGCAUAAAACGGGUAUUCAGAUUAUUCUUACCAGCGGACAUUGCUCGAACUGUUUUACCAGAAAUUAGCCACCUAGGAGACGAGGUAUUACAGCAGCAGAUCUUCGACUGGGUGACAGAUGCCGAGAAGAAUCACCCGUACAUUGCGGGCCGGGGCAGAAAUGCCUUUGGCCAGCCCAUGAGCACAAGGCUGGUCGUCACUGAAGGCUGGAGGAAAUUGCAGGCUUUCAGCGUCGAAAAGGGUUUCGUAAGUCAGGGCCACGAGGCAGGAUUGGAUCAAUACACCCGAAUCGUACAAUAUCUCCGCGAGCUUAUCUUCGAGUCCUCGUCCGCAAAUGUGGGCUGUCCAGCAGCUAUGGCGGACGGCGCUGCCCGGGUCCUGCAGCAUCACUUGAGUAAUUCGAAGCUCAGUGCGGAAGAGAAAAAGGUCUUUCAAAACGCUUACGAUCACCUUAUAUCACGGGAUCCAAACAUGGCCUGGACGAGCGGGCAAUGGAUGACGGAACGCAUAGGAGGUAGCGAUGUAUCACGAUCUGAAACCAUCGCGACAUACUCGCCUCUGCCCAAUGAUGGCCCCCUCUGCGACCCUGAAGAGAAUAUCCCCAUCGGUCCUUGGAUAAUAGAUGGUUUUAAGUGGUUCUCAUCCGCCACGGAUAGCAACAUGACGAUCCUUCUAGCGCAAACUCCAAAGGGAUUAUCAGCGUUCUACGCUCCUAUGAGACGUUACAACCCGUCCCUCGUUUCUGCCACAGGUGCCGUGGGCGGCACAGAGCUCAAUGGUGUCACAAUAUCACGGCUCAAGAACAAGAUGGGCACGAAAUCUCUGCCAACCGCUGAGCUUGAGCUCCGCGGUAUGCGAGGCUGGCUUCUCGGAAAAGAAGGCGAGGGAAUCAAGGAGAUAUCUAAAAUCCUGACCAUCACACGCAUUCGUUCGGCAAUCAGCGCGCUCGGAUAUCUCAGCCGGGGCAUGGCUGUCGCACGCGCGUUCGCCGAGGUACGCGAAGUAGGCGCCGGACGCGGGAAAAGAAUGAAGCUGGUGGAUAGCGCGCUGCAUAUGCGCUCGCUCUCGGAUAUGACCAUUGACCAGCACGCCAUGAUGCUACUCACGUUCUACAGUAGUUAUCUGCUCGGAUUAGAAGAGCACUCUACGUCUGAUCGAGCACCUCCUCCUUCCACCAAGGCUAUCACACCUCCGUCUGAAUAUGUCACACCUCUCUUAAGAGUGAUUACCCCUUUGCUGAAAGCAUAUGUCACGAAGCAGGCUAUUCCGCUCAUAUACGCGUGCAUGGAGUCCCUUGGGGGCGUGGGAUAUCUAGAGAACUCCGAGUCUGAAUACAUGAACAUUGCGAGAUUGUUCAGGGACGCGUGCGUGCUGAAUAUCUGGGAGGGCACGACGGAUGUGCUUGCGACUGAUUUCAUCCGGGCGCUAAAACAUCCUAAAGCCGGGGCAGAUGGUAUUAGAGCUCUCGACUGGGUUAUAAAGAGUGGCGAAAGCGGCGCGUCCAUCGUGAAGCAGUGGGAAUCGCUGAAGGCUGAGCUUGAAUCGAGUACGCAAGAGGACUUGUUGCCCAAUGCGAGGGGAAUCCUGUGGAAGCUUGCGGAGAUCCUGAUGGCUGUUCUCUUUAUGCUGGAUGUGAAGAGUAGCGAUGGACCAGUGAUACAGGAGAUGUGCCAGCGGUAUCUCACUAGUCGGGGCUUCGUGAGGGAUGAAAAUUCCAGUUCGGACAGGAGCCAGACUAGUCUGGAGUUGAAUCGUGCUAUAGUUUUCGGUGUUGAACACACAACGGAAGUGCCCAAACUCUGAGUUAGAAUUGUAGGUUAGUGCAAGGAGGUACCGCUUUCAACAAAAGAAAGCCGUAAUAAUGAGGUUCGAUUCGAGAAAUGAUCUCAUCAGAUACAGGUGUGCUUUAAAACAUCACGGUAAAAUUACGCAA